GUACUUACAUAUAAGAUUAUGAGCAGCAUUAACAUUGACGCAAUAAACGUGCUCAUAAGUGUUUUUAGUCCUAAUGUUACAGCAACCCUGGUCCUCAUCAUAGAGUUCCCAAUAGUUAUACAUUGGAAAUUUGCACAAAUCAGAUUUGCUACUGCCAUUGCAAACAUUUCUUGAUCUGGUUUUAAACCCUUGUUGAAAAGCAUAGUCAUAGAUGUGGAAGAAGAAAAAUUAAUUAAUGCGGUGGUGACUGCAGAGCCUAAUACAGAUUGAAAUAACUCCCACCUAGGCAAAAUUGGUGAGGGGAGACCAGAAGGAACAUAGCCAACAACAGGGACACCCUUUCCCUCAAAAUCACACAAGUAAGAAACAAGUCCAACAAUUAACAUUGUAAUGGCUUCGAUUGGUAUGACUAUCUUCGUAUAUUUAGCGACUAGAGGUUUAAAGACUACCAUAUUCAUUAUGAAUAUAGAUAUCACAACUACUGAUAUACCUAAUGUCCAUAAAUUUGUUUGUCCAAGAUUUAUGACAAAAUUAUAUAUAUUAAGAGGACAAUUGAAAACUCCAUAAUGGCUUUUAAUUUUUACACCAAUAAGGAGCUUCAAAGAUUUUGCUAAUAUAUGGCAAGUGCAGCCAGCAACAAAUGCAGAAAUGAAAUUUUUCUUAAAAAUUAUAGUAAAUAUUCCAAAGCGAAGUAAAAAUCCCACCAUAUAUAUCACACCAAUCAAAAAAGUUACUGUUGUGGCUAUUUCUGAAUUUGAAAAACCCUUACCACUAGCUAAGCUAACAGCUUCUCCUGUUAUCAUUGAACCAAUCGCCACGGGUCCGAAUGAACUUACAUGAGCAGUUCCCAAAAUGGUAUAAACAAUACCAGUAAAACAUGUAGUAUAUAAGCCAUAAACAAGAUCAACAUUUGCUAACAUAGAAAAGGCAAGGGACUGAGGUACAUGGAUACAGGCAAGAGUAAAUCCACAAGUCAGAUCUCUGAAAAAAUAUUCUUUCCAUUUAUAAUUUGGUAGCCACUCCAAUAUUGGUAUCCUCUUCUUAACGUAAUGUUUAAUGGAUCCCAUGCAAUGGUUUCCUCUUCCUUCUUCUUUGACAUCCGAGGAAACUAAUAUUAAAUUAAAUUAGAAUAUUAAAUUAAAUUUAUAGAUAACUUAAAAAAUAAAAAGAAACAGAAUAACAUACCUUCCUUUUCACACAUUCUAAAAAUUAUAAUAAAACCACGGUUAAUACUUCGAAAAAAACAAGAAAAACAUGAACAUAUCCUAACGAACUCCGGUUCGACCGCACUCGAAAAGCGGCCCUGGCACUGUGAUUCGGAAUCGGAGGGAACCCGACUCAUUUACUUCUCCUUGAUAACAUCCAAGUUCACCAACAUUUUAGGCCUUAAAUUCCCUCUACAUUUUCAGUGUUCUCAAUUUGGUCAUACUGAAUAAUAGUAGGUUCCACAUAGGUUUCAAAGUAGUGAGGUUAUCUAGGUUAAGUUUAUUAACGUGAUAUGUCAGUGAUACUUGAAAAGACUUAAUUACAAUUUUGUUAUAUUAAUAUGGAUGAUGAUGGAUUUGUGUGAUUUAUUCAAAAUAAGAUAAUUUAUAUGUAUAAAUAAGCAAUUAUCAUUUGACAGUCUUAUGUCUUUUGAAUUUCCUCAACUACUUAUCAAAGAAGAAUCUAGUCAUUUAUGAAAAAUACAAUUAUAGAAGUGCCAUGUCUUAUGUUAACAAAGAAUUUGAAUUUCCUGCUGAAUUAUUAGUUCAUCCUCAAGCACUAAUUGGUGUCAUAGGUCUUGAUACCUUAAAUAAUGCUUUACAUAAAGCUACUUGGGAUGCGAUGUGCAACCAUAGGAGAUCAGAAAGAUCCCCUGUGCAGUUUAAAUUUUUUCCUCCAACCCAUGAGUUCCCUAAACCAAAAGCAAAGAAAGCAGCCUAUGAACUUCAUAUCCCAAAAGGAAUUCUUAAACGAAAUUGGAUGCAUAAACAUUUAACUCAAAUUCCAGCAGUAAUAGUUAUUUUUUAUGACCUUGAUUGGGAUGAUCCAGACUGGGAAGAGAAGAAAAGUGAAUGUGUUUCACGUGUUCGAUCAAUUAGAUCAAGCUUAGAAGGAAGAAACUGUAAAAUUUGUUUGGUACUUAUCCAAAAAACAGCACCACUUCCUUCUGGUGAAGAUGUUUUGGGAACUGAAAGAGCCAAUGCACUUUACCAAGCAGCAGAACUCGGCUACAAAGCUUUAUUUAUUUUACCACAUACAGAACAUUUAUUAGGUUAUACAUCAAACUUAGAAAAGGCCUUUUAUGACCUAGCAGUAAGUUAUUAUCAGAUGGAGAUGAGAUCAGUAAAAAGCCAUAGAGAAAACAUGAACAAAACAACUCAUCAGUAUUUAUAUGUGAGACAUCAGUUUAAACUAGGAUUUUUUUCUGAAUUAAAACAAGACCUUAAUUCAGCUCACGCGUACUAUAGUGAAGCCUACAGCAAUUUGCUCGAAGUAAGACUGUCUGAUACUAAUGAAUUUGAAGUGAAGACAGUUGCAGGUUAUAUAGAUUACAAAGUUUGCCGAGUAUUAUUUUGUCAAAACAAGCCUAGGGACGCAAUAUCACAUUUUAAAGCUCAUAUUGAACAUUAUAAGCAGAAAAGGGGGCAUGCUCAUCUUCUUUUUCAGCAUUUCGCCUGGUUAUCAAAGCAGUACAGUAUUUUUGCUGAUUUAUUUGAUGAAAUGAUUCAUCAAGGUCUUCCUGCAGCGCAAACUCAACAUCCAGGUUUUUAUUAUCAUCAAGCAGCCAAGUAUGCAAUUCAGAGGAAGGAAUUUGCUCUUCAGUUAUGUUCUGGAGUAACAGCUUAUCCAGAACCUGACCCAUUAGUUGGAUGGGAUCGGCUAGAAUAUUACGGGCAAAGAGCAUGGAGGCCAUGCAAGCUUAGUGCUGAGCCUCUCGAUCCUGACAUGGAGAGGUUAGGAAUAAUAGCGCUGCAAUUUGUAGAGAGAGCGACUGACAUAUCUUCUCUCAUAAUUGGUUUACUUGGAAGUGCUAUUUCUCAAUUUAAAACAUAUAGAUGCUUCAGAAUGAGAAGAAGGCUUAUUGUACAAAUGGGAGAGGAAUAUUUCAACUCCCGGGAGUAUGGUAAAGCCUUAACGCUCGUGAUGCAUAUGUUAUAUGAUUAUCGUCAAGAACAGUGGUACCUCAUUGGUGAUAAACUUUUAAAAAGUGGUCUUGCAUCAUCCUAUCUAACUGCUUCGGUAACAGACUAUAUUCAACUUUGUGUAGAAGGAAUCGGAAGAUUUAAUAAAAUCUCUGAAGCAUCAAGAAUCAUGAAUAACCUGAUAAAAGUUGUUCAGGGGCAAGUUCCUGAUAAGGAACCAGAUAUCCCAUAUGAUGAAGAAGCCAAAGCUAAACAUUUAUGGCUCACUGCUAAAUCGUCAUCUCCUGUCUUCGUAGACAUGUCUCUUUUUCCUCCGCCUAUUCAACUUAAAGCUGUAAUAGAAAAGCAUGAAUAUGACUCAAUUGUGAUUAAAAUAGUUAUUAGGAGUAUUUUACCUGAGGAAUUCCAAUUCGACUGCUUGAAGCUGUGUGUAACAUGUGCUACUCAAGCCCGAGAACAUGUUGUCGCUAGAAAUGAGGAUCUUCUGUUUAAGAAUGGUGAAGAAUUAAAAGAAUUUUCGACAACCUUAACUCCUCAGCCACAAGACAUCGGUAAAACUCUCCAGAUCACAUCAGUUUUGCUUAACAUUGGCAACUUAGAAGGAAGGUGUGCUGUUCUUAAAUUUACAGGUCUCGGUACGGAUCCAACAACACUCACUCCUGAGCUUUCGUUCUUCAAACUUCAUCAAGAUAUCGAGAAGGAAUUUUGCAAGAUCAAGCCAUGUUUGACAUGUGUUGUUUCAAGAAGGUCAGCUGAAAUAGACAUGGUUAUAGACGCAGAACCUCCUGCAAUAUUCAAUGAAUGGUAUCCAAUAAGAGUGAGGUUAAAAAGUAGAGAGACGUCGACUGCAACUGAAGCUGUCUUCAGCUUUGGCAUUUCUCAAGGAAAUGAUUGUGAGGUUGAAGAUAUUGAGACCAGAGAGCAUUUAUCUUUACCUUUGACAUUUUCAUUCGGGGAUAUAGAACCAGGUGCAACUUUUGAAAAAGGUUUCAUCAUGAAAAUUUCUUCCAUGGAAUCUAGGACUGUAGAUAUUAAGGUGAGUUAUAAUGUCGACGGCAAUGCCUGCUUAAUAGAAUCAAAUUUUAAAAUAGAUGUGAUCGAAGGAUUCACCACGAGUAUUAAGUAUUUGGGACUGUUGAGAUUUGAACCAUUGGAUAACUUGUACGAGAGAGAAGCUUUUAACGCAGAAUUGGUCUAUAAUGCCCAGUCAAUGGUUCCGAUUACCAUUCAUUCAAGUUACAUUAAUAUUAGUCCAUGGUUAAAAUUGAUAGAUGAUUACUAUGAUUCUUUCAAAGGAUUGUGUAUGAGGAAAGAUGAAGUGGCUCAGAAUGUUGUCUCAUUGUUACCAAUUCCUGGAAUUCCAAAAUCUGAAGAACUCGGAGAAAUAGUUUUGGUUUGGGCACGGGAAGGUGAAAAUGCUACUACUGAAACUAAAAUCAAGCUGCCACCGAUUGAAAUUAAUGAGACACCCCUUACCGUUGUCAUGAAGACUGGUCCUUCUUUAGGCACUUAUGUUACUUUACUCCCGGUCACCUAUACUCUGACGAACCAUAGCCACUCACUCAUCACUCUGUCUUUGGUUGUCGAAGCAUCUCCAUCUUUCAUGUUUGCUGGUCACAAGCAGAUGGUUCUUUAUCUACAACCAAAGAGCAGUAAAGAUCUCAGAUACUGUUUGUACCCUUUGUACUGUGGUGUCCUAGCUCUUCCAAAACUCAAAUUGUCACAGAUUGGUGAUAAUCCCUCUCUACCAAACUUAACUGCACUUUUAGAUAGAACUUUACAUUCAACAAUGUACAUCAUGCCAAAGGCAAAAGGACAGCCAGAAGAAGAAAACUUGCCGACACCUGCGAUAACAUAGCACUUGCUCCUAGUUAGUUGUUAAAGAAUAUAGGCGUGGCCAUCGCCGCUGAAGACAUAGGUUUGCAUCCUAACCCAGCACUGCUAUUGCUUUCUCUAUAGCGGGGCUCUCUAGUCCUGUUUCUUAGCUACUACCCUAUUAUAAUACCAUUAGUGCAUCAUACCAUUAUUUUUAUAUUAAGUCAGGUCAAUGAUUUUUUUUUUUUUUUGUCUUGAGGAUUUUCAGUUUAUGAUGUAUCACAUGUAUGAGUGUGAACAGUGAUGAAAAUCAAUUUCCUUAAUUUUAUCAGGUGAUCUCUGAAUUUGAUGGGUGUUUAUGUUUCAUAAUUAGAAGUAUUGAGGCUGUCUUUAAAAUCUGUAAUAUAUGAAUGAUGAUAUGCUAUUUAUUAGUGUAUUCAUUUAAAAUACUCUUUGCACUAUGAAUAGUAUUUUAAUUAUUAUCUUGGUAACCUAUAUUUUAAACUACGUAUGUUUAUUCUUUUUUUCUAAAGUUAUUGUUUUCAACAAAUAUAAAUAGCAUUUCCAAGUCUAUAUUCAGACCUUUUAAAAAUUAAGUUUAAACUUUUCAAAUUUAGUCAAGUCAUUUUACAGAAUUUGCAAGUUUGAUUUUGUGUUUUGUGAAAGGGGUGAUGUUGGUAUUCCCAAAUCAAUUUUUUUACUGACUGAAAUAUAACUUUUUGUUUUUAUUUAACACAGAAUAGCAGAUAACUAUUCGUUAAAAAUGUAUUUUAUGCUUGUUUGGAAUUCUACUCUCUUAUUUAUGAUCUGCAAAAAAAAAAAAAAAAAAAAAAGAAUCCACCUAGAAAAGAUUCAGAUUUUAACAUAGUUUUCAAUAAUUUUUUUUUAUUGAUAGAAGAGAUUGUUUGUUUGUUGUAUGUUUUUAAAAGAUUCCAUGUAUUUUAGAAAGGGAUAGAGGUAUUAGUAAAAUGUUAGCAUAAUUAAAACUAUAAACACUAUAAAAUGCUUUUCAUUAUUUUUUCUCUGCUCGAGCUGAAAUUGGCUUUUCCUUGCUGAUGGAUAUUAUUGUUAUUGUUAAUUAUUUUUUACAGAAAAUUUAGUGAAUUAUUUUCAGAGGUUGAAAUUUUCAGUUAUUUUUUCAAUCUAUUUGAAUAAAUUGUGAAGUAAUUUUGAUUUAUAAAAGAUUUUAGUAAUAGGUUCUUGUUACACGUAAGCAUACGUAAAUAUUUUUGUUUUACAAAAAAGGACUAUUUGCAACCUGAAAGAGUCAGAUAUUCACUAAUUAAAUUAUAUUAUAGUAACUUUCACAUCUUUAGAAUGGUAGGUUUGGGAUAUUCAAUUUAUUAAACUAAAAAUAUUUUUGUAAUAAAGCCUAAUUAUACCAACAUUUUCAAUAAAGUUUCUUGUUUUUUCCAUAGUAACAUGCCAACAUUUAAAAAACAAUGUGUUCAUAUUUAUUGUUUUAAUAAUUAAUAUUCUGGGGAACAUACUAAUAGCUUUAUUUAAUAAAAAAAUUCAAUUUUUUUUUUUUUGUAUACAGUUUCUAGAUAAACAGCUAGCGUAUGUCUGUUUGUAUAUGUAAUAUAACUAUUAAAAAUGUUGUGUUCAUUGAUUAUUUUCUCGAAAACUUUUUGGAUUAAUAUAAUGGAAAAAAUUAGUAUGUGACAAAAAAUAAACAGGCAAGUUUUCAGUUUUAAUGCUGAAAAUGUUUAUUAACUUUUCAAACGAAACCUAUGACAAUAAUGAGUGAAAACUAAAAUGGUCGGUCAUAUAUAUUUUUAUAAACUUAAUAUAGCUUUAGAAAAAUAUGAUGUUCAUGAUUUAUGUUUUAAAAUUCUUUCCGCUUAGGUAAAUUUAAUUUUAAUAUUUUUGUUUAUAUGAAUCAGUUUCUUUGUUCGAAAAUAUAAAUAGUCCCAUGCCAUUUCCUAAAAUUAUUUCAGUUUAAAAUUUUAAUAUGUAUAAAUAUAAUUUUAAUUGUCGUUUAAAAAAAAAAUUAUUAAUCUCUUUUACCUUAAUUGCUAACCCUAGUAGUUUAAUUUUUUUUAUUUAAUAUGUAUUGUGAUUAUUUCAUAAAUUUAACAAGUUAGGUGACAUCAAGAAUCUUUCAACCAAAUAGGAAAUUUUUUUUUUCCAAAAUGCGUGGACAUUUUGUGGAUUGCUUUUUAUCUUCUGAGAUUCGAUAAUGAAUAUAAGUUAAACACAAAUUUUUAAAACACAUCGUAAUAACCAUUUACUCUUAAAAUAAAAUAUUAAUAAACAAUAUUACAAUCUUACUUGGAUUUCGCCAGACACUUAGUUCGGUAAUUAUUAACAAUAUAACUGAAUAUUUAUAACUAAUCAUUUCAAGCAAUCCCUUUUUAAAUUUUGAUAUUCAUAGUUUACUUGCUUGACCUUAAGCAAAAUUUCAAAUAGAUUAAAUGGGAAUUAGGUAGACAACCAGAUAGAAUGUAAGACUUCAGUUAGAAAAAGCUUUCUCUUGUAUUUUACUAUUUUAUCCCUUACAUACGUUGCCUGAAAAUACCGGACUGCUGAAGAUGCUGAAAUGGCACACUACUGGAUUACAUAGGUCAAGAUUUCAAGGACCCAUAAGGAAAUAACUUUUCUGAAGGCCUUUGACUAAAUAAAUCUCACUCACCGAUCUUUGCUACCAAUCAAGUUUCCAAACAUAUGUAUUCUUCAUCCAAUAAAAAAUAAAUAAAAUAUAACUAAACAUAAAUUUAACUACUUCUUAACCGACAGCCCUCAUGGUACUUAGUAAUUUAUAAUAUUCAGGUAUAAAUUUUUUUAGUAAACAAAAGUAGGGGAUAAAUUAAUCUUUAAGCAAUAACUAAAGGCAUUAUUAGCGUAUUAAGUCAAAGAAUAAGGUUAAGUAGAUAUCUUGAUGAAUAUUCCACCUGAAAUUAGGACAUCUAAUUAAUUCAAAGUCAUAUUAUAUUAUCCUCAUAGCAUAAAUGUAACAUUCAAAAAGAAUAAAACUUGGCCUCAUCAAUGCCUAUUUCUAAAUAUCUGUGUUCAUCUACAGUAAAAUAAAUACUGUAAAUGUAGUUUAUUUACUGUAUUUGAAUUCAUUGUAGUGAUAUAUUUUUAUACUCUUGUAUUAAUUAAAAUCAUCGUCAGGGCUUAUAUUUCAAUUCCAAAACUUUUCUAAGCACAAAUCGUCUGUAGUUUAGUAUAGCUAAUUUGCACUCAUACAUGUGAAUGUCAUUACAUCCUUGAAAUUAUUAUUUUUAAUUCAUUAAAUAAUAAAAUGAAUUAUUUUUAUUAUUUAUUAGGAGCUGGUGCCUUUUUUAUCAGUUUAAAUGGAAUAAUCAUGUCGUAGCUGAUAUAUAUCAUGUAAUCUUACCAUAAUAUUGUGUAUUAUGGUUGUAUCUUUGUAAUUUAUAUACAAUUUGAGGAAGAAUAGAUUUUGUUAAAACUAUUGAAUACUUGUGAUGACCAACAAAUAAGUCGGAUACUAUAUAUAUAUUUAAAUAUAAAGUAGAUGAUGGAAUGAUAAAUAAUACUCUGUUUUAUUAAUAAUCAGCCAUCAUAUUCUGAAGGAAAUUAAUGUAAUAAAAAAUAUAGAUCAUAAAAGGUACUAAUACCUCAAAUAGCAGUCUGAACCCCAUAUUAUUAAGCAAUUUAUAAAUUAAAUGUGUUGCUGGUCUAAAUCAAGUAUUCACGAUUAUUAUUAUCAUCUGUAAUCUUUUUUUUUUUAUUAUUGUAUCCCAAUUAUGUCAUUAGCUUUUUGCACUUUCAUAACAAUUCAAUGAAAACGCAGCUUUAGAUUGAAUUUCAUGAUAGCUUGGUUUUCAUUAUUAUAUAAUGGUAUAUAAUUACAUUCAGUAUGUAAUUUAAUUAGUAUUUAUUGAAACUGCAGUGGCGGAAAAUCAUCAUUUUCUGUCAUAGAAAUAGCAAAAAAAAGAUCUCUGGUAUAGAUAGCUUGGUUAAAAAUUUGUAUUUUGUUUACUUUUAACUGCCUAAAAGGCAGUUUAACGCUUAUUGGUUGGCACACAAUUAAUAUCUACAAGUAUAUUUUUUUUUUAAUAAAUAACCUUUGUGCUGUUAAUUGCUGUAGUUUUAUCUCACAAUUUUUUUUUUUUUUUUUACAAAACUAUUAAGUGAUAUUCCACCACUGCCAUUGGAACUGUAGUCAUAAACAUAGUUAUGUAUAAUUUAACUUAUUCAUUUCAAUGCCCUAUGGUCAAUAGUAUGUUGAAAUAAAAGUUUAUUUUUUAAAACAGACAUUUAUAGGCAGUUGAUUAUAGAUGUAAUGGUAAAGGUAAUAUUUACCUUGUGUUCAAUAUAGUAGAUAUUUAGCAGAAGGGAUUACGCCUUAGGUCAUUUUAUGGGCAUAGCUAUACGAGAUGGGAUAAUCUCAAUCAUGUUUCUAAUUGUAGAAAUGUUAAUAAAAUUGUAUCGAGAUAUAUUUUUAAUAUACUUUAAUCAACUAAUAAUUUUUGUACAUAUAAUCUGUUUUUAUAUUUGUAGUUAUUACAAUAUAGUGCAAUUUACCUCCUCAUGGUGAUAAAAUGUGACGACCAUUAUUGGCAUACAUUUAUAUAUUGGAUCAUUAGUGUUUUGGGAAUUUAAUUUUUUUUGUUAAUGUGAAAUAAUUAUGUUAAUCGUUAACAUUGCACGAAUUUCAUUGGCACUUCUGUCUUGUGUUAAUUACAUGACAGAAGUUUUUGUUGAAGAUAUGUAACAUUUUUAUAUUAUACCAAUUAUUUUUUGUUAUACUUAUUCUAUACAUUCCAAUACAGAUUUAUUUAAAAUAAUUAAUAUGUAUAUUAAUAUGUACAUAAGAAAGAUAGUGUAAAUAGUGAAGAAAUGAUUAUUGUAAUAAAAGUAUGUUUGCCAAAAUUUAUUUAUCUACCAUAUAAAUGGAAGUAAACUUAUUUGCUCAGUUAGUUUUCUUUCCGUGUUUAAUUUUUUACAUUCCAACAUUUAAUUUUUUAUCAGUCUUCCAGCUACUGGAACAGCGUGCUUUAUUUUCAUUACACAUCUUUUUCUGAACAACCAAAAUGCUGAAUAAGGAAAAAAUAUAAAUUAAAACAAAAAAUUAACCAUACAAUAAAAAAGUCAUAUUAGGUCAUAAACAAAAAAAAAGGAUAAACAAAAACAUACGACAACAUUAAUAAUAUUUAUUUAAUUGAAAAAUAUCUAACAUUUUUUUAAGCUAAUAAAAUAUUUAAAAAAUAAUUAUAACAUAUUUGCAUUAAAACAAGGGUUUGCUUUAUAGUAAUUACAAUGAAAAUAUACAUUUUUUUUUUUUUUUAUGACAUCAUCGAACACGUAAGCACUUAAUUUUACAGUUCCUGUUGUAUGGCUGCCUCAACCUUCAAUUGUUGUUAGUUGUUUUUUGGUCAUAUUUAGGUUUGUUUGACGAUCAUAACUGUUUUGCAGUUAUAGUUAACUUUCAACAAUGUCAGUGCUUCUGAUUGAAAAACCAACAUAUUGGCGGUAAGAAACCAAAUUUUAAUUUAUAAUUUAAUUUCUGAAUUAAGUUUUUUGUUUCACUUGUUUCGUUUUAGUUUUUCCUAUUAGUUUGAUUCAUAAUUUUUAUUAAUAAACUACAUUGUAUUUCUCUAACUUUGGCAUGAUUUUAACAUAGUAAUAUCUGUUCUAGGUGAGAUUGUUAUUAACCUUAUUCAUUGUAGAAAUUAGGGAGAGUAUGGUGACAAAUAUAAUCGUUUAUUAGGAGUAAAAUAAAGUAUUUAAUUUUACACAUUAAUAACAAGUUGUAAUACUUUUUAUGUUAUUACUAUUAGAGCAAACCAUUAUGUAGUAACAGAAUUAAGUUCUGUAACUAUCAUCACUAAACGUAAAAAUGAAACAUUAUUAUUUUAAAGUUCCAUUAUUCCCAUCAUUCCUUACACUAAAAGUUGAUUUUACUUUUUUUUAUGUUUUUUUUUAAUAUGAUUUUGCAUAGAAAUAAGCUUAAGUGUGACAACAUCGCAAUAGGGGCACUGACGAGGCUCCUCUUGUUUCCUAAUAUGAUGCGUUCUUUUAUGCUUCUUUAAACAACCUAAUGUACUAGCAGAAUAAUCACAUAAUUCACAUUUAAAACGUCGUAUGUUAAGAUGUUUCGUUUCUAUGUGACAAUCCACAUGAAUUGGCUGAUUACCUUGAUAGUCACAAAAUGGACAUUUAUGUGGUCUUUCCUGAGUAUGGGUGAGUAUGUGAAUUUUUAAUUGUGAUAUGUUGGGUAAACAUUUUCCACAGUAAGGACAUGGAUACACAUAUUUUCUAACAUUUUUUCUUUUUUUAGAUUUGCGGGCUCGGGUUGGUUUAGUUUUAUAAUUGUACUUGUGUCUUAAUUGGUUAUGUUCCAUAAAGGUUUCUAAACUACAUACUUCCCCACAUUUGUGACAGCUCACAACUCUUGGUUGCAAAAGUUGAUCAGAUUCAGUCCCUAAAACAGAUGUCAUCAAACCUAUUAAAAUUUGAUAAGAUAAUAUUUCACGUUUCUUAUUCGAUACCAAUUCUAAAAUCUGAUUAGAUAAAAACUUAAGUGCUUCACAACACCAAAAUAAAAUGACUUAUCCCAAAAGUAAUUAUCUUUAAGUUAAUUUUUUUAUUAUUAAAUUAUUGAAAUGUUCGACUCAAUUAAAAUAUUAAAAAUACAUGCGAGCUAUGAUAUAAUAAAAUUACGAACACUUGUAGAGAGAUUGUCCAUAGAGAGUAUUCUCAUAGAAGUUUUAUAUUGGAAGUUCCCUAGCAGGAUUAUCAGAAAUUGUAGAAGAAGCAAGUGGGUUCGAACUAGAUCUAUGUAGAUGCUAAAUCAGCUACCACAUGGAACAUCAAGAUUUUUAAGGAUGAUUUUAUUUUUGACAAAAGUAAGGAGUGUUGAGGAUUUUAUGAAAGAUUAGGGUUGUGGGGAUUGGUUACAAGAGGAAUUCGAUGGUUUAAUAAAGCCCCAAAGUUUAACUCUAUAAGUCAAAAUAGCCCUUAUUGUAGUCAUAUAAAUGAGCCUUUUUUUAUUAAUUAGAAGCCUGGAGUAUUAAUUAUUUUGCCUAUUACAUUAAAAUAGACAGUUCUUGAUUGCAAAUGAAAACAAUGAUGCAAAAGCUAUUGGACAUAAUGAUAACAAUUCUAUCCUACAAAAUAGACAUAAGUAUUCUAAAAACAAAAUGAAUAUGCAUAUCAUGUUAUUGACUAAUAAUGAUCAGGUUAUCUCGAAUAUAUAGGGUAAUUUCACAAAUAAAAUCAUGGCCAACUGAAUGAAAAGGAUUACUGGUGAUAUGUAAGAAUUUCUAGGACGGAAAUAGUAAAACAUGAUAUAAUUAGAAGUGAAAAAUAUCCCGAAAGGGAAAAAGGAAUAAUGUUUUAUGGGAAAUUGUGAAAUGGCUGGAUACUUGGAUACUGAAAAGGAAAGUAGAUUGUACUGGUAGCGAGGCUAACGAAGAAAGACAGAGGAUAAUGAAACUGAAGAAUGUAGAUGCUGGGAAGUAUGGUCUUUGGUAGAACAAUAUGGGAGAAAGACAUAAAAGAAAGAAACACUUUAUUUAGAUGAAAGACUGCUGCUCAAUUAUAUUAGGUUGCUAAAUACACAAUUCACACUAAAUACAUACUUAUUAAUCACAAUGGGCAAUGAAUAAAACCGAUGUAUAAAUAUACAGUACAAUAAUUUUAAGGGGGGAAAUAUAUUUUUAUUAAAUUGUUAUUAAUACUCACAAGUUACUUAUUAUUAUUAUUUGCAAUUCAAUGCAUAAACAUAAUAGGUAAGAAUGAAUUAGUUGACCUAACUAUUUAACCAGAAAUAAGGGAUAAUAACAUAUUUAGGAUAAGAUGAAACAUAGUAAAAAUAAAACAUAUGUUAGCCUAGUGAUGGUCCAUCUUUAAUAAUAUUUUGGCUCAAUGUGGAGUCCUUAAUCAGGGUGAUAAGAACUGAAGAGAAAACAUAACCAUUUACAAAAGCUGGUAUCACCAACACUUAUAUAAUAAUUUGACUAUUCUUCCACAUUAUCAGACAAAAUGACAAAAUAUUAGUUGAACAAAAUGCAGUGGAAAUUGGUCUAUGAUGGAAUUAAAAUAACUAGAUGUUUAGACCAUUAGUUUCCCAGAGUGUUGUGCCUCCUGCAAUAUAAUUAUAAAUUGGCAAUUCCCUGCAUGAAACCAAUGAUCAGCUUUAAGAUUUUAUGUUAUAAUUAACUAAUGUAAUAAUUGUUACAUUAAAACAUGCUGAUCACUUACUGCUGGUAAGAGUGUUUGAAUAAUUUUAUACAGAAAUCUACAAAGUGAUUACUUUGCAUAAAGAAUUUUCUUCCAUGAAAUUUAAUUAUCAAUGUCAAUCUUAUGUCUAAUGUUCAUAAAAUUUUGAUAAAUAACAAUAAAACAUCAACUCUGUAAUAAGAUUUUGGAUGUAUACAAUCUCUGUCAGAUAAUUCCAGUAGACCUACAUUUUGUGAUAAGUGGAUGAUGAAUUGCAACAGCACAAUUUAUAGUAAUGACAAUCUUUAUUUGAUGUUGGAGUUAAGCCCUGGUGUGAUGAAAUUUUUAUAAUAUCAAAAGGAAGGAGCCAGAUGAUUUAGAACUACUGAUAGACUGAGUCAGCGAGGUUUUUUUUUUUUAAUAUCGAAGAAUAUUAGUGUUGAUGUUAAAGCAAUGGUUGAGAUUAUUUUAAUUCAAUAUAACGUACCUCUGCUCCAGCAUGUUUUUUCAACUUUCUCAGCAGUUGCUAUAAUUUUUUUAUUUUAAAAACAAGUGCUGCAAUUGUUCAUUUUCUUCCCACUUUCGCCAUCUUUUAGCUGUCAUCAUUAUCUUUUUUUAAUUUCUAUAUAAGAAUAUAAAUUAAUCAUUAUGAGAUUUAUGGUUGCAUGUCAAAAUAUUACUUAAUUUAAACCUUGACACAUCACUCGAUUUUGGUCCUAAAUAACUUUUGAGUAAGAGAAAUUUCCAGCAUUACUGUCAGAUCAUGGAGAAUAAAUAAUUCCUGAAAAUCCACUUAGGGUGUUGAAGUGAUCUGAGUUGUAACAAAGUGAGUUUGAUUUUAAAUUUUGAGUGUGUAUUUAAAUAAAGAAAAUGGACAUAAGUUCAAUUUUUGUUUUUGACCAAAUAUUAUCCCUUAAUUGCCACAUCAAGAUUUGAACUGGCUUCAUUCAUAAUAGAAAAUCAAUUUUCAACCUGCUUAGCACAAUUGUUUACCAAGUGUAAAUAUUUUAAUAACACUUCUCUGUAAUCAAAUUAAUAUCAGCUGUGGUAAACAAAUAUUUUUAGUUUUGUCGCUAAGUAUAUGCUUUUUAGAAAAUAAUUAAAGCUGUAAAAUAAAAAAUCCUGAGUAUUUAUUCAAUGCAUGGCAGUCAACUUUAGUUUGUUUGAACAUUAUUUACUACACAAUCAACACUUAAAAAGAAAAAUGGUUUAUCAAUGUUUUAAGAAUACCUUCAAUUAGAAAAUGUGGCAUUAUAUCCGGGAAAUACUCCUGCAUAGAGUCAGGCAGCCCAUCUUCUUGAAGGCUAUCAUCUUCUUCAGGCUCA
Molecule: messenger RNA, 14401 nt
Organism: Nezara viridula (southern green stink bug)
Lineage: Eukaryota; Metazoa; Arthropoda; Insecta; Hemiptera; Pentatomidae
Source: the annotation of a GenBank genome assembly